AAAAAUAAUUUCAUCCUACAUCCGAAUGUACCAUUACAGUGUCAAUGCCCAUUUGUGGACUGUCCAAUAUGCUGAAGAAAUUGACCCGAAGUAAAGUACUCAGCUUUGCAUUUGAACACUAAAUGAGUUUGAGCUCCGACGUAUACGAAACAGAAGUAGAGGAGAGACUUGCUUGAAAAUGAGAUACUUGAUCAGAUUCCGGUCCUUUCAUCCAGAAUCGAGGACCAACCUUUUUCGCCUCCACUUCUCUAGACUUAAGCUUCUCCCUUUUCGUUUUUCAACACUCUCCAAAUCAUCCAAGCCUCCACAAACGAAGAAAACCCCACAAACCAACUUGAAGAACCAAGCUGAAACAUGUAGCAUACCCUCACUCUUCCAUGAAAUAACUGACAUUUUAGGAGUUGUUAACGUUACCUCGGAUGAAACCCCAUCUGGAUUUUCAAUAUCCCCACAAACCAAUGCGAGGGAGCUUGAGUUUAUAGAAGAAUCAUUGUGUAGAAGGCCAGCUGUUUGUCAAAAUGCCCAGGAGAAGAUUAAAUUGGUGGAACAGGAGGAGAAUACCCAGAUGGGAAAUUCAGUUGAAUUUGAUGUUAGUGCAGUGGUUCAUGAGAUAACUAAGAUAGUUAGAGCUGAAAAUGCCUUGGUUUCCAUGGAGGAGCAGUUAGAAAAUUCAGGGUUUUCAUUCGAACCAGAGAUUGUUGAAAAAGUGUUGAAAAGGUGCUUUAAAGUGCCUCAUUUAGCUUUUAGAUUCUUCAACUGGCUGAAGCUUAGAAAAGGGUUUUGUUAUACAACUGAGACUUUUAAUACCAUGCUGUAUAUAAGUGGGGAGGCUAAAGAAUAUGGGCUGCUUGAGAUGCUAUUGGAGGAAAUGGACGAGAAAUCUUGUAAGAAAGAUAUCAAGACUUGGACAAUUCUUAUCUCACAAUAUGGGAAGUCAAAGUUGAUUGGGAAAGCGCUGGAAGUCUUUGAAAAAAUGAAGAAAUAUGGUUGCGAACCUGAUGAAGUGGCUUACAGAAUGAUGAUACGUGCACUUUGCAACGCUGAAAAAGGUGACAUUGCAAUAGAGUUUUACAAGGAGAUGAUUGAGAUGGAAAUGAGCCUUGAUUUGAAUUUGUACAAGAUGUUACUGAAUUGUGUAGCUAAAUCAGGAGAUAUUGCUGCUGUUCACUUGGUAGCUGAUAACAUGAUGAGGGUCUCUCAGGUUCCAGAGCAGGAAGCAUAUGGUUAUGUAUUGAAGAGUUUCUGUAUUUCUGGAAAAAUCAGGGAAGCUUUAGAACUGAUUCGUGACCUUAAGGAAAAAGAUUUGUCUUUGGACCCUCAUUAUUUUGAGAUUCUGGUCAAAGGAUUGUGCAGGGCUGAUAGGAUUGCUGAUGCUUUAGAAAUUGUUAAUAUUAUGAAGAGAAGACAACUGGUCAGUGAGAAGGUUUAUGAGUUUAUCAUCAAUGGGUACUUGAGAAGAAAUGAUAUUUCUAAGGCAUUUGAUCUUUUCAAAAGCAUGAAGCUAUCUGGGUACUUACCAACAGUUUCUACUUAUACAGACCUAAUACAACGCCUCUUUAAAUUGAAUGAGUAUCAGAAAGGCUGUGACUUAUACAAUGAGAUGCUAGAGAAAGGGGUUGAGCCUGAUAGUGUUGCACUCAUGGCCAUGGUUGCAGGUCAUGUUUCCCAAAACCAUAUAUCUGAAGCAUGGAAAGUGUUCAAUAGUAUGGAGGAUAGGGGCAUCAGACCCACUUGGAGAACAUAUUCAAUAUUCAUUAAGGAGCUUUGUAAAGUUGCAAAGACAGAUGAAACUUUUCGGGCUUUGAGCAAAAUGCAGGAGGCAAAGAUAGGGAUUCGAGAUGAGAUAUUUCAUUGGGUUAUAUCUUGCAUGGAGAGGAAGGGAGAUAUGGGUAAUGUUGAAAAAGUAAAGCAGAUGCAGAGAAUGUGUAAUCUUCAUUCAGAAGCUAGUGAGGUAUCGAACAACAAUGGCUUCAAAGGACAGGAGCUCCUUUUGGAGUUGGACCAUAACCAUUCAGAGUCUGAGAGGACAGAUUGUCACCUGGGACAGCCCCUUUCAAAGGCUUAUAACGAGCACGCCCUGGAAGAAGUUUAUAAAAUAUUAUCAUCCUCAAAUGACUGGUGCAUCAUUGAAGAAGCUCUGGAGAGAUGCACCGUUAAGUUUACACCAGAACUUGUUGUGGAAAUAUUGCGAAAGAGCACUUCGCAUGGUAAAAUUGCUCUAAAUUUCUUUUCAUGGGUAGGAAAGCAAGUUGAUUAUUGGCACACUUCAGAAACGUACAACAUGGCUAUAAAAAUCUCGGGAUGCGGGAAAGAUUUCAAAAACAUGAGAAGGCUCUUCUAUGAAAUGAGAAGGAGAGGUUGUCUAUCACCGGAUGCAUGGGCAAUCAUGAUAAUGCAAUAUGGUCGAACAGGUCUAACACAAAUUGCUUUGAGGACUUUUACUGAGAUGAAGACUGAUGGUUAUAAUCCAACUGCGAGUACCUACAAGUAUUUGAUUAUAUGUCUCUGCGGGAAGAAAGGCAGGAAUGUAGAUGAAGCCAUUAAAAUAUUCCAAGAAAUGAUCCGUGCUGGAUAUACCCCCGACAAAGAGUUACUGGAAAGAUAUCUUACUUGUUUAUGUGAAGUUGGCAACCUCUCGGAAGCUAGAAGCUGCACAGAUUAUCUCCGUAGGAUUGGAUUCACAGUUCCACUUAGUUAUUCCCUGUAUAUUAGGGCACUUUGUCGAGCAGGGAGACUGGAAGAAGCUUUAGAAAUAUUAGAUGACGUUGGAACAGAACGAUCCACAUUGGAUCAGUAUGUUUAUGGAAGCCUUGUCCAUGGACUACUAGGAAAGGGUCGAUUAGAACAAGCAAUGGCUAAGGUGGAUUCAAUGAAGCAGGCUGGCAUGCAUCCAACUGUCCAUGUUUACACAUCCUUGAUAGUUCAUUUCUUCAAGGAGAGGCAGAUGGAAAGCGCAUUGGGGAUUUUCGCAAAAAUGGAAAAGGAGGGUUGUCAGCCAACUAUUGUUACUUAUUCUGCAAUGAUUCGUGGCUACAUGAACAUGGGAAAGGUUGUCGAUGCCUGGAAUGUCUUCCGUCACAUGAGGCUGAAGGGACCCAAGCCUGAUUUUAAGACUUACUCAAUGUUCAUUGCCUGUCUUUGUGAAGCAAGUAGAUCCGAAGAAGCGAUGCAGCUUUUAUCCGAAAUGCGAAACUCAGGGAUCGUUCCUAGUACUGUCAAUUUCCGAACAGUAUUUUUUGGACUGAACAGAGAAGGUAAGCAAGAUUUAGCUCAAACUGUAUUACAACAAAAAUCUGCUCUAAAAUGUGAGCGCAAGUUUUUAACAUGAUUCUUUUCCCCUUUAUUCUUGUU
This is a messenger RNA of Durio zibethinus, 3351 nucleotides long. RefSeq names its product Pentatricopeptide repeat (PPR) superfamily protein. Gene Ontology annotation, biological process: RNA processing; mitochondrion organization. Gene Ontology annotation, cellular component: mitochondrion. The record is from RefSeq and is a predicted model, not a curated record. Gene Ontology annotation, molecular function: protein binding; mRNA binding. NCBI's taxonomy places the organism in Eukaryota, Viridiplantae, Streptophyta, Magnoliopsida, Malvales, Malvaceae.